Podarcis lilfordi (Lilford's wall lizard) is the source of this 40644-nucleotide messenger RNA. Lineage: Eukaryota; Metazoa; Chordata; Lepidosauria; Squamata; Lacertidae. The record is from the annotation of a GenBank genome assembly.
UUUUAAAAGUUUUUUUAUUUGAAGAGCAUUAUGUACAUGCCUGCCCAGCUGUCUCUUGGCCAUAAAACAGUAAGAAAGAAAGGUUUCUGCAGUGAAUAGUGUGAGCCCUGAUGGGCUCUGAAGUAGCCUUGUUUGCUGCUGCCCAAUCAUCUGUGUGGUCAUUUGGGGCAUCCCUGAGCUGCAGGGUCCUGGCGUUUGGCCUAGAGAGCAUCCAGCCCCAGCUGGAAAAAACCCCCAAACCAUUCCUUUGUAGGCAGUGCAAAGCCUUCAGUGUUUAUUAAUUCUAAGUUGAAACUAACAUCUUUGUUAAUUUUUAUUGCAGAUACUGACUUUGUUUAGAGGGGAAUAAUGGAGGCAGAGCGGCUUUCUACUUGUUCUGUAUACUUGUACCCUGUUGAAAUGUUGAACUGUUUGUUGAACCCAUGUGUAAAAUAAGGAUAGUAAACUUUAUUUAGCUUUGCCCUAGGCAAAUUACUGAAUUGCUAAAUGCUUGUAGAAGCCAUGAUAAACGAGCAUGUUAUCUCAUGACCAUCAGAUUUCAAUUUACAAGAACGUUAAACUUCCCUUGCAUUAGCCAAACGGCAGGAUCACAGCAUUAAGAGUUUUUGCAACUACAGAUUAUAUUACUAUAUUCCGUUAUCCCUCUUGGCAACUACUCUUGCUGAUUAGAUUUGCCCCUCAAAAGGCUGAUCUACGUUAAUGUUGAUUGGACCGUAGGACUAAGCGUGAAAGCACUUAAAACUUUAUUCACAAAGGCGCUAAAACGUGAUGUGAUUUACAUUUGAAUUGUAUUGUUCUGGCCAGGUGAGACCAGAGUCGACUAUAUAAAGGCUGGCUCGCCUUCUCCAGAAAUGGCCUGGUGUUUCUUCCAGCACCGGUUGCGGUUGCUCUCAGGACCGGUAAAAAUACUUCGUUGGCCGUUUGGAAGCGCAAAGAACUCUAGAAUCAUCCUGAAGGCAAGUUCGGAGUGGAUUCCUAUCCCUUUCAGUCGUUGUCUAGGACUUCGGCGGAUCGGUUGGGCUUGAUCAGAGAGAGAGGACCUGUGUCGAUCCAGAGGCGAGAAACUUGGGAACUUGGGCUCAGCUGAUCUUCAGCCGCUUGAAGAUGGCAACUAAAAGGCGCGCGCGAGGAACUGAAUAUAGCGGGGUGAUAACCACGUCGAAAUGGAAAAGAAGUAAGUGCGGCGCUGCGCAGCUUGCCGGGGUCGAGCUGUGGCGGGGGAGCCACGUGGCGCGUGAAGCCACAAAGGGGAGCCUUUCCUUUAGGAUGCUGCAGGCGAAGCAGCCGCGGAAGAGGACGGCGGUCUGCCCGUGCCUGCGCGCCCCAAAGCGGCUCUCCCCGCGGCCGGCGGAUCUCGCUCCCGAACAAGGUGCCCCGGCUGAUCUCUCAGGCCAUGCUCAGCUGCGUCACGGGCGGCAGGUCCCGCCACCAGGGCCCUUCUCCUGGGUUUAGGCUCGGGGAAGCCAACCCUCCAUGUUCUCGGCCUGUGCCUUGGCGCACUUAACAUGGAGGCGCUCCUUUCAAGGGCAGCGGGGUUUGCCGUUUCCAUUGGAAACGCACCUAGUAUCUGGGCUCUGAUCGUCCAGGGUUGUAUCUUUUCCCCACCCCCUCCUUCCCAAAUGAGAUGGAUCCGGGUGCCUGGGGAGGGGCUGCGUGCUUAUGAUUUGCGUUUUUGGUAACGUAUCGCGGCCGCGACAAUCGGAGAAAAUGUCUCCCGUCACGACGGCGAGCCUCGAUUCCUCGGCGCGGCUCAACCGCCGCUGAUCACGUGGAGAGCGGGGGGAGGGGAAAAAAGAAAGCGGCUGUUCGCAUCCCCGCCUCGGUGCUCGGCUGCUUCCGCCUCGGCGCUCGGAGCGUGAGGCGUUAGCUGGCGUGCUGCGCUCGGCUGGCUCCGCCUGACUCAGUCGAGAGAGGGGCGCGGAACGGAGCGGGAGCAGCUGGGCUGAGCGGAGGGGCCCAGAGGGCGCGGCGGCUGGAAGAGCAGCGGGGGCCGGGCCGGGCUCGCUGGCGGGCGGGCGACGGGGGCCGAAGCCUGGCGUCAGCGGCAUCCGAGAGGCCCGGGGGCUGCCCCUGUGCUGGCCGCCUCGAGAAGGCCGCGGCGGCCGCGCUCCCCCUUGCCCGGGCCGGCCCCGAGUCCCGGGGCUAGGAUGCGCCCGCUCGUCCCCCGGCACCGGCAGGCAGCUCCCGGCCCGGCCCGUGGCUGAGACACCCCCAACGGCGGCGAGUAAGUGCCCGCGCGGCCCCUCGCGGGGAGGCCUCGGGGUGGGAUGCAGCGGGCGGGGACGGCGCUCUGUCGUGGGCUGUGGGCAGGUCGCUUCUCGGGUUCAGAGGCCGCCAUCGUCGCACUCGAGGGCCGCGGAGGCCUGGCUGGGGAGGCGGAGGCCGAGCGUUGCCAGCCAGAUCGCGUAGCUCUUGGGAGGUGGGGGAGUCGCCCGUCGAGGGGCGAGUCUCGGGUUCCUGUAUUUCUCUUGCUUAUGCGGCCCCCGCUCCGUAACAACCUGUUAAUUCACGAGGCUCCCCUCACCACUGUAAAAAACAAAAAUGUCCAGCGAGUGGGGCGCUGUGUAAUCCUUUCCCAUUACGCCCGUCGCUGGGGCCUCCGGUUAGUGAGUGGGCAGGGCAUUUUCACAUUUUCUCCCCCCCCCCCCGCCUUCCGCCUCUGCCAAGUUUAAACUACAGUUCAUUGAAAUAAGUCCCUUUUCAGAACUUACUCCAGAGGCAUCUUCUACCGCCAUCGUCAGCUUUCCUGUACUUGUGCUUAUUCAUUUAAUUACUACUUACGUUUUAAUCGCCCCUCUCAAGAUAUAUAUCCUUCCAAGGUGGGGUGGCUUAUCAGAAAUAUUAAAGCACAUUUAUUAUACAAAUAUUAAAGCACACUUUAAGAAAACGUACUAAAGAAAAUCAUAUUAAAAAGUCUUCUGCUGCUCCUCACCCUGCCCUGUAGCAGAAUGACCCUGUUGUGGGGAGUGGAUAGUCCAUAGUCCAGCACAGGCUCUGAGAUGGUCUUCAUUUCUUGUCUUUGCUGGAAUCCUUCAAACAGGACGCUUGGGUGUGGAUUAUGGGGACAUAAAAAGCUGCUUUAGAAUGAGUCAGAUCACUGGUCCAUUUUCGCUAAUGUUGUCUACACUGGCAGGCACCAGCUCUCCAGAGUUUCGGAUGGGAUGGUUUAGAGACUCUAGCCCUACUUGGAGAUUUUUGUGAGGGAGAGCUGCAGGGGGAUUGCUAGGCGGUUCUGUUGAACUGAACUGGAACCUUUAGCAAAAAUGUUAAUGUGUUUUAACAAGUAGAAAAACCAAAGCGUAAGUCAUUCUUCAGUAAAAUGUGCUCAUAUGAAUUCCACUCAGUGGUAUUGUGAUUCUGUUCCCAUAGCAAAAGUUUUCACUAUGAGAAUACUUGACAUUUUAGUAGCUGAACAAGUGAUCUCUUGGUUUACAGCUGGUGGUUUUGAUAAACUCAAAUGCUUUGCAUGCAUUGUGGCAUUCUGUUGUUGCAAAUGCUGUUAUUAAAUCCAUCACAGAAUGAUUAUGCUUGGAGUCAAAGCAGGUAUUUAGUGCUGUAUUCAGAGGGUAUCCAGAUAACCUGUUUCAGUGUUCCUAGAUGGGUACAGGUAUACAUAGCAAAAUUCUGUAGCUAGACUAAAGCCAAAGCCUGAUAUUAUCAACUGUAGAAAAAACUGGCCUUAGUUUGUUCCUCAGGCUGUAAAACAAUUGUUCACUUUGCUUGCAAGAUCUAUAAUGGGGGCUCUGAGUUUAUCAUAGAAAACAACUUGGGCCUUGAAAUCAUCAAUUGGAGUAGGCAUUAUGAAGUGAAUAAAGGUUCUAAAAAUGCUCUUUUUCAUUAUUGAUAUUUUGUUGGUGAGGCUGAUGCAUGUGCACUUAAAGAUAUUUUCUAAGACCCCAUAAAGUGCAUGAGGGAUAACAUGCUUUAUAUUAACAUCUUAAAGCAAGUAUUGUACUACAUUGCUUGAAGCAGAAUAUAGCUUUAAUUUUACUUCCUGCUUAUGAACAAAAGCUAAAUGCCUUGUACAGAACCAAAUAUUUAUGUAGUCUAGGACUGUGGUAUCUUCGUAAGCUCUGGAUGUGUGUUGAUGUAGUAAAUGAAGAGGUCUGUAUAGAAAUCUGCUAUACAGUGGUACCUUGGGUUAAGAACUUAAUUCGUUCUGGAGGUCUGUUCUUAACCUGAAACUGUUUUUAACCUGAAGCACCACUUUAGCUAAUGGGGCCUCCUGCUGCUGCCGCUGCGCCGCCGCUGCACUAUUUCUGUUCUCAUUCUGAAGCAAAGUUCUUAACCCGAGGUAAUAUUUCUGGGUUGGUGGAGUCUGUAACCUGAUGCGUAUCUGAGGUACCACUGUAUUAGUGCAGUCCCACCUCUAAAGCUAUCUAGGUCACAACACCCUGAAAUGCAGAACCUGCCACUGUGGAGAUCACACCCUAAUAUUUUUUUUAGAAGUAAUGAGUGGCUAGUGUGAACUUGUUGACAUGGCAGAAGAAUUGGUGGCAGCAAAAAUGUGCUCAUUUUUACUGAUAGCAUUUUGCAUUAAGAUCAGUUUUAUAAAACAUGAACAUUGCCGAUGUGGCAUCUGACCUAGCUUACAUACAAAAUGGGGUGGGAGUUAAAACAGUUUCCUGGAUACUGAUAAAAGUGUUUUACUGAAAUUGAAACUUGUGUUGUGGUUGUUCUUUGAAACUUAAUAUGAUGUUUUUAGUACAGCAUUUAUCCUUGGGGACAGAUGUUGUCUGGUAGUGAGAAGUUGAAGGGCCAUCUCUUGGAGCCAAACUUAUCCCUUCUUAACUACUGGUUUUUACAUGCAACAUGCUCCUGACAGAGUUGGAAUAAACUGUUGGAAAGGAUUUUAGCUCUUGAAAACACUUGAGUCUUUGCCAAAAUCACAGAGAAAACAUUCAUGUUGCUCCUUUAAUCUGCCCUUGAAUAAGUAGUAUGUACAAGACAUUGCUAUCUUGGUUUAGAGAUCAGAGCAGUCACUUUUACUACACCCUGGCUUAAGUACAGUAAGAUAUGAAAGAUGUUUGCAGUGAGAGGUUAAAGAAUAAUUGGGGGGCGGGGAAGAGAAGACCCCUCCUGAUUUAAUCCACUGAGGCAGCUUGAACAAAUGGAUUAGCUGAUCUCAGAAAAACUAAACAUACUACUGUUCUCGGUAUCUGGAAGAAAUACAGUUUAGUUGCCCUCCUCUGCCCACGUUCCAGCUUGUCAAUAUCCUUCUUGAAUUGUGGUGCUGAGAACUGGACACAGGAUUCCAGGUGUGGUCUGACCAAGGUAGAAUACAGUGGUACUAUUACUUCCUGGUAUCACUGUUAAGCUGAUCACCUGGGUCUUCUUUCCUCUGCUUUUUAAAGGUGGGGACAUUUACCUGCCCCCAGACUGUAGGAACCUCACAGCUUCUCCAAGGCCCUGAAGAUUUGAAUUCAUUUAAAGUAGCUAGGUGUUCUUUCCUAUCUUCGGCUGCAGCUCUCUCCUUGCAUCGUUUAUUUUGUUAUCACCAGGUUGGGCACUGCUUUCCUUUUGGGUGAAGACAAGACAAAGUAGGUGUUAAGCAGUUCCACCUUCUCUCUAUCACCCAUAGCACUACUCCAUGCAGCAGACUACUACUUUUUUGUUGUUUCUCUGCUUCAAACAUAGCCAAAGAAACCUCUUGUAUUUUUCACCUUUCUUGCAAGCCUGAGCUCAUUCUGAGGUUUGGCCCACCUGACUUCUCCCUGCAAUUAUAUACGCUUCCUUCAUUAUUUCUCCUUUCUUCCAUUUCUAAUACAUGCUGUUCUUAAAUAUCUUCCAUAAGAUCUUAUGCUGCCACACUUGAUGCCUCCUACUUUACUUUCUUGUUGGAAUUGUCUGCCUUUGUGCCUUUAGUAUUACACCUUUAAGUAACCCCCAUCCAUAUUGGACUCCUUUCUCUUUUAGAAUUUCUGAUCAUGGAAUCUCUCUCCCCGUAGUUCAUUUUUUUGAAAUCAGCCUUCAGAAAUCCCAGAGUGCAUGUCCAACUACACUCAGCUUUCCCUUGCCUCUGUAUAAUGAAACAUGAGAGGACAUGAUCACUUCCUCCCAGUACUUCCACUUUGUCAAUCAGUUCCUCCCUGUUGGUGAGAAAGAGGUCCAAUAGAUGUUGCUUCUUCCAUCUUCUGGGAAAUGAAAUUGCCGGUGGUGGAAUUUGUUGAUUCUUGGCAGAGUUAAAGUUUCAGCAUAUAUCAGGGUAGUUGAAGUCUCCCAUGACUACUAGAACUCUCCUUUCUGAAUGUUUGGUAAUCUGCUGUAGGAAGGCACCAUCCACUCUUCGGUCUGGCUUGAAGGUUUAUAGCAGACACCUGCAGUCAGGUCACUUUUGUUUCCCUCCUACAAUUUUUAUCCAUGUACUCUCAAUCUGCCUUUAAUUCUCCAAGUCAUGGAUUUGUUAAAAAGUGUUUACAUGCUUUACAUGUAAUGCUCUUCUUCUUUCCUACCUGUUUGGUUUGUUCCUUUUGAAUAGGUUAUACCCCUCAAUUUUUACAUUCCAGUCAUGAUUCUCAUCCCACCAGGUUUCAGUAAUGCCUGUUAGGUCACAUUUGCCAUCCUGCAUUAAAUGCUCAAAUUGAUAAUAGAAUAGCCAGUUGAACAUUAGGCUGUCAGUACUUAGGAUAGUUGUUAUUUCCAGGAAUUGGUAGCUUUAUAUUGUGUAAUGCGUGUGUCACUUCAGUUGGCAAUCUGAUGCAGGGUUUUGAAAUGGCUGCUUUGGCUCAGGCUUUUGUCCUGUGUCCUGUUUUCUUGUUUUCUGACUGUCUUGGUCUUCCAGCACAUCACAAAAGAUUUUAAGGAACACCCUGUUUUCAUGUUGGGGUAAUCCACAUGUCUGAUGAGACAUACUUGAAUUCUAUAUGUGCAGUCUAGAAGAGACCAAAGCAUACUUUAAAUUGGUUGUUCAAGUGUGUGUAACUUCCUCUGGAUAGUGUCUCAUCAUCGCUGGCAACAAUGAGUUAAUUUGGCAGUCUUCAUAGCUGCAUGUAGUGACAUACCCAAAAUCCUACAUAGAACUCCCUACUAAGUAAAUUGAUACACUUUUUUCAGAGCUGCUCUUUUGACUGGCCCAGAUUAAUUGUAGCAGUAAGCCAAACAAUAGCUUAAUAUGAAAGAGCAAACAUGUGAAUUCGCAGAGAGAAGAACAUGGCUCCUUUGCUUCUCUAACGCUGUUGCUGCACUGCCCUGAGCUAAACCAUAGUUUGGCUUAGCAUUAUGUCCAAACCUUGGCUUGCUGUUUAUCUCCCCAGACAAACCAUGAGUAGUAAGCCAUAGAAUAAAUAUUAACUAUAAAUACUAACUAUGGCUUAUGGUUUUCCUGGAUUGAAAUAAAAUGGCAAGCCUGCAUUUUGACAUAAUGGCUAAGACCAAACCACAGUAUCUGGCUCAGAAGAGGAGCAAAGCAACCAGUCUUGUCUUUGGGAACCAGCAUGUUUGCUUGUUCAUGUGCUUUGUGUUGUGUGAAUCAGGUCAGUGAGUAAAAGAGUGGCAGCUUACAUGGACCAUUAUGAAUGAUGACACAAGCAGAAGCUUGUCAUUGUCCUCUAUGGACAAUGUCAAAUUGUAUUGAUGGAAUAAGUUGCUUCAUUGGCAUUGUUUCUACUAGCAAACUUUUCAGUGUUAGCUGGCACAAAAGUGUCAACACUUCUGUGAAUGAACCACUGUUUCAAAAUGGAGAAACUAGUUUGCAAAAUGAGAACAGUUAUGAAAGCAUUUAAACUUUAGUCAAAGUCAAAAGAAACAUGUGUGAAUUGGCUGUGGUCUGGUGUCACACUACUACUAAGGUCUUGCAGGAAACGUGGCUUGAAUAGCUGUUGGCAAAUGCUCUGUUAGUCUUUAAAAACACGUGUUUCUAAAAUUCAGGCUCUGCAAGUUAGAGAGAGUGUUUGCCAGUCUCCUUUCUUGAGCCUUACAUUCCUUUCACUGUAAAAGCAAAUGAUCAAAAGGUUACCCUCUGAAUGUUUUGAACUAAUGCUUUGAACUAUAAUUCCCCUCACCUCCAGCUAUUGGCCAUGCUAGUUGGGCUGCUGGUAGCUGGUCCAUAACCUGUUUUGUAAGGCAUUGCAGAUUUAAAAUCUGUCCCCCUAAAUAGGCCUGACAACAAGCAAAUAUUUGGACUGGACUUUGAAGGGCCAGUUGGAGUCUGCCGCCUUUUCUUUGUGACACUUGAGACAUAAACUGUUAGACCAUUUAUGUUUUUAUCUGAAGGUAACCUUCCAUACGGGAUGCGGGUGGUGCUGUGGUCUAAACCACUGAACCUAGGACUUGCAACGGGGUGAGCUCCUGUUGCUCUGUCCCAGCUCCUGCCCACCUAGCAGCUCGAAAGCACGGCAAAGUGAAAGUAGAUAAAUAGGUACCGGUCCGGCGGGAAGGUAAACAGCGUUUCCGUGCGCUGCUCUGGUUUGCCAGACGCAGCUUAGUCAUGCUGGCCACACCACCCGGAAGCUGUCUGCAGACAAACGCCGGCUCCCUUGGCCUAUAGAGCCAGAUGAGCAUGCAACCCCAAAGCCGUCCGCGACUUUACCUUUAACCUUCCAUAAUAAAAUUGCUAGUGUUUACUUCUAAUACUUUAAUGUAUAUUGCUUUUUGUCACAUAGAACCACAGCACUGAAAUUUAGCAAAAUAUAAACAGUAAAGCUACAGUAAAAGAAAACAUCAGCUCAUUAGCACCAGUCAUUAGUAGCAUCUGAUCCUGACAUUGCUUAAUUGAAGGCAGUGUUGGUGUCCCUUUUGCAAUACUGAUGGUGAAGUCAGGCAUAUUCCCUUCUGCUUGUUAGUGUUUUCUAGUCAGUGUUAGUUUUCAUUAAGUUGUACUUAAAAAAUGCUUUCCUUCCAUGUUCUCAAGGCACCUUUGAAAUGAACUAAAAGCCAGUUGGUUUGUUGUUUUUUUUAAAUACUUUCAGCACAGUCAAGCUGUGGAUCUGGGAAGUAUCCGUAGGGAUGACUUGCUUCUAGGAGUGAGGUUGGGGAGUAUCCUUUGGGAAGCAUGACCUGUCUAUAGGAGUAAUUAUUGGGACGGCAUGGUGACUUCUGUCCUUAAUUGUAGGUGGUUUGUAUUUCGGUAGAGGUAGGAUGGACAACUUGUUUGGUCGUGGUCAGGUGGAUUACACAUGUUGUAUGUAGUAGAGCAUAAAGGAAAUGAUAGAACCUAUGAAACAGCAAAUUAAUGCAAAUAUUAACCCCACAAUACUUUAACCAGCACAUCUACUCAAAGCCAUUUUAUUAACUCACAUGUUUCCUACACCUUACUUAAAGUAACAUUUCAGCAGUUUUCCUUGUAACUAGGCAUUUGACCACUUACAAGGAAAGUUGUACCCUCCCAAAAAAUAUUUAUUGUUGUUCUUUGUUCCUGAUCCCCCUAUGUAUGGAUACCCGCUGGCCAGGGUGACCAAGAAUCUAAUAUUGUUUAGCUGCUGAUGUGGCAGUUUGUGUGUAGCUAUAGGCAAUCUAUGGAAAGAGCCAUCUCCCUUGUUACCUUUGGGAAACAUUUGGUGAGGUCACACACUCGCCAUUAUUACUUAGUGGGUAAAAAGAGAGCUGUGAAUCUGGCUCUUUUUCCCAAGUGUGAUUUCUUGUUGUGUGAUAUAUUUAUUGCUUAUUCAUUAAUUAGCUCUUUGUUUACUCUUCAGGUAUGGCCUCUCAGCUGCAGGUAUUCUCCCCCCCAUCAGUAUCUUCGAGUGCCUUCUGCAGUGCCAAGAAACUGAAAGUGGAGCCCUCUAGCUGGGAUGUUUCAGGACCGAGUAACGGUGACGAGUAUUACAGUCACAGCAAAAACCUCCCAGGUGCUCAAGGGCCAGCCAGCUCCUCUCACCAGGUAGCAAACUUCAGCAUCCCUGCUUAUGACCAGAGCCUCCAUCUCCCUGCUCCUUCAGUUGAGCACAUUGUGGUCACAGCAGCCGACAGCACAGGCAGUGGUGGAACAACGUCGUUCCAAAGCAGCCAGGCCCUAACACACAGGGCUAACAUUGCUUUGCUGGAACCGUACCAAAAAUGUGGAUUAAAAAGGAAAAGUGAGGAAGUUGACAGCAACGGUAGCGUGCAAAUUAUUGAGGAACAUCCACCUCUCAUGCUGCAAAACAGACCUGCGGUGGGUGCUGCGGCCACUACCACCACUGUAACAACGAAAAGCAGUAGUUCCAGUGGCGAAGGGGAUUACCAGCUGGUCCAGCAUGAAAUCCUUUGUUCCAUGACAAACAGCUAUGAAGUCCUGGAGUUCUUGGGCCGAGGGACCUUUGGGCAGGUGGCAAAAUGCUGGAAGCGGAGCACCAAGGAGAUUGUAGCUAUCAAAAUCCUGAAAAACCACCCUUCCUAUGCCAGGCAGGGGCAGAUUGAAGUGAGUAUCCUGUCCCGGCUGAGUAGUGAGAAUGCUGAUGAAUACAACUUUGUCCGCUCUUAUGAGUGUUUUCAACAUAAAAACCACACAUGCCUGGUGUUUGAGAUGCUGGAACAAAACUUGUACGACUUCUUAAAACAAAAUAAGUUUAGCCCCCUGCCUCUGAAAUACAUUCGGCCAAUUUUGCAGCAGGUGGCCACUGCCUUGAUGAAACUGAAAAGCCUGGGUCUAAUACAUGCUGACCUGAAGCCUGAGAACAUCAUGCUGGUUGAUCCUGUACGCCAGCCAUAUAGGGUGAAGGUCAUAGACUUUGGCUCUGCAAGUCAUGUGUCGAAAGCUGUGUGUUCUACUUACUUGCAGUCACGCUAUUAUAGGUAAGUACCCAUUUCAUUUAUUUAAACAACAGGGUUUUGGUUUUUUUUGCAUGGCAUUCAUCCUGUGGCACUUGAUAGGUAAAUUGUCUCCUUAAAUCAUGCCUGUCUGCUUUCUGUCUGCUUCCCAUUUAUCCUUUCCUGUUUCUUUUCCAUUUGUGUUUUCAACUUGAAAGAUAUUUACAGAUAUUUUGCAAAUAACUGGGUUGAUAAAGUUGAGUGAGAACUCAGAAGCCUGACUGCUUCAAGCAGACUGCAGAUGCCAAGGGGGGAAAAAUGUCAUUAUUUGACAUUUAGAAAAAGAACUUCUAUGCUUCUAGAAUUUGGUAUGUAAAAUGCAGUAGAUUGAAUAACAUAGCCAGAAUUCAAAAGCCCACACAAAUCCCCAAGGGGAAUUGAUAUUUCUCCAAUGGUAGUCAUCCUUGCCACAUGAAUAAGCACUUAAAACAUUUUAAGGGUUUGAGAUCACUCUGGAUGUGCCCAAGUUUGAGUUCAACCUGGCAUAUAGCCGUUGGCACUUGUAAGCCACACUCUUGGUGUUAAAAUUUUGGUAUCUGUGUUGGGAAGCUCAGAUGUUUGUAUCAGAUUUGUCAGGCAGCUGCAAUAUUCAAAUGGGUACCCAGUAGUCAUGUUGUCAUAAGCAUAAACCAUGGCUUGCUGUGCACAAGUGAAAUCAUGCCUGCAUUGCUCUUCCUGGCUUUUGGGAAAAGCAAGCCAUGAUCUCUGGAUUGAUAUUUCUGAACCAGAUAUUUGUUGGAUCAAUCCAUCAACGUCUGAUGGAUGUUUUAGACGUAUUGGGUCUGGCAUCACUUUCGCUGCCUUGACCACAGCAGUGCUGAAUGCCUGUGUGUGUGUGUGUGUGUGUGUGUGUGUGUGUAUAUAUAUAUAUAUAUAUAUAUAUAUAUAUAUAUAUUUGCUACCAAUAUGCUUUUAUACCUGUCAAGUAAACUUCUACACUUGACUGAAUCUUUAUGGCAUCCGUGAGUAUUUAUUGUCUACUGUGUGUACCUUCAACCCCGAAGACACUUCCCAGGAAGGAGCUGUGUUGAGAUGUAACUCUGCCGAGUAUGGAUACUGGCACACACGCACAGCGAAAGUGAUGCUGGACCCAAUCCUAAUAAAUCAUCCAUCAGAUGUUGAUGGACUGAUCCAGCAGUAUUGUGAGUUGGUUGUUCCCAACAAGUCAUGAUUAGUAAGAUAAGAAUAAAGGACUGAUUUUCAGUUCCAAUAAUCCAUAAUCCCAUGUUCAAAUGUACUGUGAAGACAAGGAUUGUGAUCUACUUCCUCCCAGCACCUUUCAUGUAUAAACACUUCAUUCCUUUUAUAAGCCUCUGAAAAUAACAAUAUGCAGCUGGUUAUCUAAACAAAAUAUAUUUAGAACAAGGAGGGGAAUUUGAUCUACUACUUGGUUUGGUGAUUGACACAAAUAGUUCAAUGGCAACUGCUGUCCAUCUUGAUAUCACACAUGGUUGAGUUGGUGACUUCGUUGAUUUUCCUGUGUUUGCUGGGAGAAUAUGACUAGCUUGUAAGAUGAUUAAUACCUGCAAUGCUUGGGUGUGUGUGUUAGGGUAGUGUUUCAACCCAACACUGGGAUCUCUUGUCAUUUUUGUGUGGUCAGUGUAUGGCUCACUGGAUAAUGAAUUUGGGCAUAGUUUCAAAUUCCUCCUUAGAACUCACUGAGUGACAUAGGAUAACCACUGUUUUCCUAAAGGAAAGGAAACUAGGUAAAGAAACAUGGAGCUGGGUAGAGAGGUUGGACUUGGUGGUCAACUGCAGCUUAAGUUUACGACCACAUUUCUCAACAUGUUCCUUCUGUUUUGGGGAUAAAACCUUUAAUAAUCCUAUAGAUCUGGCAAUGAAGUUGUUAUUUUCCAGCGUAGCCAUGUUUGUCUUACUCACUGGACUUAAGCUGUAUGAAAUUAAAUGAUGUAGUGAAUUGUGUGCUAAAUUUGUCAGAUCAUUUUCUCACUGUAUUGCCUUUAAAACAUAAACAGGCUGAUCUUAUACCUUAGCAAUAAUUACUUAGGAGCUAUUCCUAUUGAAUUUAAUUCGUUGAGUUAUCCCAAAUGUGAGUGCAUACAGCCAAAGGUUGUUUGUGUGGAAAACUCAUGAUUCUGUGCCCACAGAGUAAACACCAUCGGACAUAAAAGCUUUACUUUGAAGUAUAUGGUGCUUAUGUUUGGGAAGUGUUGUUGUAUUAAAUCUAUUUGAUCCAGAGGAACAGUCUGUCAGCAGAAUGGGGAUUGAAGCGAUAUUUGGCAGUAACCCUCGGCAGUACCUUGUGCCACCUCAAACCCUGUUUCAGAGGGUUCCUCAAACCUCUAGUCUAGAGCAUCUCUGGAUCAAAGAGUCCCCCCGUCACCAGAGGGACAGCAGUUGUUAUAACCCCUAUGGCUCUGUUAGGCUACCCAAGUUGAACUCAUUGAAUAGAAGACUGCAUUGUGCUGGUAUUAUAGAAACUAUGUGUAUUGCUAGUUCCAUUUAUUAAAGAAGAAAAAUGUACUUUGAGAUAAUUGUAUCAGUUUUCAUAGAUUUCAGAGGGUGAUCAAUGAUACUCUUUUGCACUAAAAGCAACGGAAUACUGCAGCACCUUACAGGCUAGGAACGUCGUUAUGGUAUAAGUAUUUGUAGGACAGAGCACACUUUACCAGAUGCCAUACAUUAUCUGGGUGCUGUAUUAAAUGUUUUAAGUCUUUAAGAUGCCAUAGCACUGAUUAUUGGUUUUGCUAUCACUUUUCCUCAUUCAUUCUUGGCUAUACAUUUGAUAAUCUAAACUUUUUAAUUCAGUCAAGUUUAUGGGAUUUGUGAAGUUGUUAGUAAUCAAAUAUACUAUUGCAUGUUUUUCAGAGCUCCUGAAAUCAUCCUUGGUUUGCCAUUUUGUGAAGCUAUUGAUAUGUGGUCGCUGGGCUGUGUGAUAGCUGAGCUGUUUCUUGGUUGGCCACUGUACCCAGGAGCAUCAGAAUAUGAUCAGGCAAGUUUGUGUAGAUAUUUAUAUAGUUUACAUUCAAAUCUGAAUUCAUAUUUGGAACUGGAUUUAAUAUCACUUUAGCACUUGAUAAUGCCUGUCCAAAUUUAGCCACACUCUUAUAAACAAAAAGGUGCCCUAAGCUGAUUUCAUGGUAUUUAAGCCUGCAGUCCUAAGCAGAUUCAAUCGGGAAUAAGUGCCAUUGUACUCAUUGAGGCUUGCCUCUGAGGAAAUAAUGUUAGGAUUGCACUGCAAAUGCAUUUGUGAUUGGAUUAUAAACAUCUAAUUCAUGAGCACUGUACAAUUGAUCUAGAGAGCUGGAUUAGAUCAAUAGUCCUACUGUUUUCAGAUGGACACAUGCGAGAAGCACUGGUUAGUUGUAGUGCUUUGCAUUGCCUCAUUCAGUUCCAAUACCCAAGACCAGAAAUUACAGGAUUAUAUAAAUCACCCAACUGUAUAAACUUCUUUUGAAUGGAUAGGUUACUGGUAGAUAACAUAAUAUGCUGACAUUCUGACUUCUGCCCUGGCCAUGACAACACCUCUCUGCUGAUGGAGGAGGAUGGGACAUAUUCACUGAUGUGGUGCUUUGCCUGAAUCAGUGCUGCUCCCUCCUACCUCUGCUUAAGCUGACUACAGGCAUACUUUUAGACAGUUGCAGUUCAAGAUACCUGGCCUGUCCAUCUUGGUGGGACCAGCUCAGUGAGCACUUUUCCCCCUCAGCUCUUUUGAAUGUUCAUUUGGGUGGGUAGAUGAGGGUCAUGUGGUUCCUUCUGAUCAAGGCACACACAUUUUUUCACUGCCAUUUCCAAUUACACCAUUGUUCAUGGUUUACCAUGAAUCCAUUGGUCUGGGCUAUAUUCUUUCCUUCAGGACAAAUAAAUCACAUUUUAUAGUGGCACCAAUGAACAAACCUUGGACGUGGUUUGCUUGGAGUGAAACAACCCAUGACCCCUGGUUUGGACAUACAGUACAAUUGAUUUUAAUCAUAUGCUGUUGAAAGUAGGCUGGUUAAAAUUGCACAAAUUAAAUGCAGGCAAGUAGAGCACCAGGUCUGCUCAGGUUACCCAGCACAUGAGAGCAUUUAAGCUCUGUGCCUUGCUUGUGGGACAAGGCCUUCUCAACGCCCCAGCUCUGAGAUGCUUGCACAAGAUGUUGUGGAGCCAUCAGAGUUCAUUGACACCACACUGGAAUCCACUGGAACUGAUUGUUUCCUGGGUCCAGGCUAGAAAUCAGUUCAGCCCUAACAAGAAAUUGGGAAUCUGACGCAAGAUAUGGUUGGAACUGGAUAAUGCAGUAAAAUAUAUUAAACAACUAAGGUUUGCAAAGAAAUGUAUUUGCUUCAGCGUGGUAAUCUGUUAAGUGAAUAUUGACUGAGGCAGUUUAAAAGAAAAGAAAAGAUCCCACUGUAUGUUUUCCUUCCUCUGGAAGGAAAUGCAUGUAACUAUUUACACAGCAUUCUGCCUUUAUCAUAGAUUACUUCUUUUUUCCAUUGCAGAUUCGUUACAUUUCACAAACGCAAGGACUUCCAGCUGAGUACUUACUGAGUGCAGGAACGAAAACAAGCAGGUUUUUUAACAGAGAUCCAAACUUGGGAUACCCAUUGUGGAGACUAAAGGUUUUUAUUUUUUUUCAGACAUUCAAUUUAUUGUCGUAAGAGCAGUAUUGCAGCUUAUGUAGAGGAAAAACCUUUAGUUAUUGCAUGUUCACCACUAGGUUAAGAUAACUUUGGUUGGAGACCUAACGCCAUUUACCUUCGAGGACUUAAAAAAAUAUAUAUUCUUGAUUUUAAUUACAUUCAUUUUUUAAGUAUUAUUAAUUUAAUUAAUGUCUGCCCUUUGCCAUAAGGUCCCAUGGUGGGUUACAGCUUUCAAAACAAAGUCAAAAACAAUUUAAAACAACUAACUUGUUCAGCUGAAUGUUAUAGGAAAAGAGAGCACUUUUAGAGAGUUACAAAGAUUCAUGCACAGAAGGCUCUCUUUGUCACCAGCAAAAUAACAUCUUAUUAGAAAAUUUAAGGCCAUUAACAUUAGUUCUCAGAAAAUUUUUCAGUGACAAACCCUCUUUUUGCUAAAAGAUAUACUGUCAGAAAAUCACUUUUGCAAUCCCCUUUGCUGUAAAGCCAUCCAGUGAUUUAAAAUCACCUUUCAGAGUUUGAACUACUGUUUAGAAACAUCUGAAGCUUCACAUUAUGGCUGCGUUGUAAAAUAUCUGAUACUUUGCUCAGGUUGGCUUGUAUUUGUCCUUGAGAAUAUAGAUGAGAACAUUAAUUUGGCACAGUGUCAUUUUUCACAAGCUUAGGUAGCAAGGUUAUGAUGGCCUAUCAUUUCUGCUUCAUAGGGCAUUCCAUUUGUCAAUGGCUGAUUGCUUGUUGACCUAGCUUUGCUUUUAUUGCACUGAACUCUAAAACCCUGUUAGAGUUGCUUGUAACAUGUAUUUUAUUUGAUAGACUCCAGAGGAACAUGAAUUAGAGACGGGAAUAAAAUCAAAGGAAGCUCGGAAGUACAUUUUCAACUGUUUGGAUGACAUGGCGCAGGUGAGCUGCUGAGAAAAAUAAUGAUGCCUUUUAUACUACAAGCAUAAUUACCCAGAGCAGUAGUAUUUUACACUUGCUCUACAUAGGAAUCAAUUAUAUUCCCUUCCUCAGGAAUUAAGUUUGCAAUUCUGUGCCCUCUUCUUGGGAGUAAGCCCCAGUGAACUCACUGGGUCUUAUUUCUGAGUAAACAUGAGUAAGAUUUCAUUUUCACUUCUAUUCAACAUGCUCUUUUAAGUAAUAUAACAGUGUGAUUCCUCCCCCCCCCCCCACAUCCAUAUAUUAGAGAAACCAGAAGAGGGAGGAAUGAGAUCCUGAGUCUAAAGUUGAAAUGAUUCUGCAUUCUGAGAAUAAAUGCAUUUUGUGUAUCUAGUAAUUUCCCUGCUAUAGAGUCAAUGGUUUAUGCAGCAAAGAUCAAGUUCUAAUUUUUUUCUCCUACAAGGUAAAUAUGUCUACAGAUUUAGAGGGAACAGACAUGUUGGCAGAGAAGGCGGAUCGAAGGGAGUACAUUGAUUUGUUAAAGAAAAUGUUGACAAUUGAUGCAGAUAAGAGAAUUACUCCGCUGAAGACUUUGAACCAUCAGUUUGUGACAAUGAACCAUCUACUGGAUUUCCCACAUAGCAACCAGUAAGUUUCUGACAGAUGUUUGAAACAUUGUUUGUUCAUUUAUUCAUUCACGCUUGUAGCCUGUCCCUCCCUCAAGGUUGAGACAAGUAAAAAAUAAAGCAUAUGAAAGCCUUCUAGAAGUUCUCAUUAACACAAAAUAAAUUCAAAUUAGAGCAAACUUGAUUUAAUCAAAGGAAUUCCCAAAGUGUAUGUAUUACCUCAGUGGAGUUAUAAAAAAAAAAAAGUUGUUGCAGCUACUUAUUCCACCAAAACCUUAGAUUUCUCAUAAUCAGAAUCUUUAUAUUCCAGAUAUAAAGUGGAUGCUUGGCAGCCACCCCAAAAGUAUACCGUUAGGAUUGGGAGCAUCUGGCCUUCUAGAUGUUGUUGCACUACAACUUCUGAUUAUCCCUGACCAUUUGCCAUGCUGGAUGGGGUUGAUGGGGCUUUGAGUCCAGCAACAUCUGGAUAAACACGGGUUCCUAAUCCCUGAUCAUUACUGUUUGAACUUCAGGAUUUUGAAGGAGGGAGGAUGGCACUCAUGGUUAUAUUGAUGCAUGUUAAAAUAAGGUGCAGAAGCAUAGCACACAUAGCCUUACAUGCUUGGUAAUUAACUAGUUUCACAGCCAAACAAAUCUCUUUGACAUCUCAUUUUCCUUUUAGUGUGAAAUCCUGCUUUCAGAACAUGGAGAUAUGCAAGCGAAGAGUGAAUAUGUAUGACACAGUUAAUCAGAUAAAAAGCCCAUUCACAACACAUGUUGCACCGAACACAAGCACAAACCUCACCAUGAGUUUCAACAACCAGCUCAAUACUGUGCACCAUCAGGUAAUUAGUUCAUUAUUAUUAUUAUUAGGAAUGAAAACCAAUAAAAACUGCUUCCGUCAUUUCCUGGAGUGACUCACCUUAAUCUAGAUGUUAUUCUAGAUUAUUAAUCAUGAAUUUAAUCUGAAAUCAAUGCUAUAUGUAAUCGGCAGCUACCGCUUUGCAGUGGCUGCCUUAUGAGUUCCAUACCCAAUUCAGGCAUUGACCUUUAAAGCUCACCAUGGUCUUGGACCUCUCGGAGCAGCUCUCCUGUGACCUGCCUUCAUCCCUCACCCUUUCCCAUUGUAGCUAAUUAGCUGUUUAGUAUUAUACUGCUCACCAGCUGAUCUGUAAAAUAUGUCACCGAGACAGAAAGUUGGGUUAAAGUGAGCGGAAAGCUACUCUGGAUUUUGUAUUGGUUUUGUGGUUGAUUUUCAAAUGCUUCAGCAAAAGACAUGUUUUGGUUCUAAUGAUGAAUGUUCCUGUUUUCCAGGCUAGUGUGUUGGCUUCAAAUUCUACAGCUGCUGCUACUCUCUCUCUGGCAAAUUCAGAUGUUUCACUGCUGAAUUAUCAGUCUGCUCUCUACCCAUCAUCUGCAGCACCAGUUACUGGUGUGGCACAGCAGAGUGUUUCCUUACAGCCUGGAACCACUCAGAUCUGCACCCAAACGGAUCCAUUUCAGCAAACUUUCAUUGUGUGUCCUCCUGCUUUUCAAAGUAAGUGUGUGUGUGUGUGUGUGUGUGUGUGUGUGUGUUGGGGUCUUUCCAUACUAUUUACAAAAAUAAUAUAUAGUAGUUUUAAAGCUAUAACACCUAAGGUGCACAUAUAUUACAUAUAUGCCACUAAGAUAUAAUUUGACACUUUUCAUGUUUUAAGAGUUAAAAGUAAAACUCUAGCAUGGUGCUCAGUAUACAAAUUCUGAAAAUCGAAAGUUUUGAAAUAAGUAAAAUAGGAUACAAUGUGCAGCUGAGCAAUUGAUUCGCUUACGCUUGUUAUACUAGGCUAAGUGGAGGAAUCCAAGAUGAUUUGAGGGUUGCUGCAGACAAACUUGGAUUUAUUGUUUCAUAUAGAGUUGGAUUUGGGGGAUUAUUAUGUAUUCAGUUUAUAUCACACCUUUCUUGCUGAGCAAGUCCAGGGAGGGUGCAGAUAUUGUGCCCCUUUUCACAGAAGUCGGGUGCAGGGUGGUCCCCCGUUUCUUCAUGAGUAUUGCACAGGGCGCUUGUGGAUGCACAGCUACUUUUACUGAAGUAGGCACAUGAGUCGCCAUUACAGACCUUUAUAUAGCAGACAAGGUAUUGAGUGAGCUCAACUACAGUAGCCUGCUGAUAGAACCAACCUCUUGCCCAAGUUGGCUUCAUCAGUAGUACGUAUGGAAUUACAGUUCUAUUUUGUAGAGCAAUGGUGCUUUGUUGUCGAUUCCCCAUGUUUUGAAAUCUAUUUCAAAAUGCAUUGCCACACAUUGUAUAUCCCAAAGAGAGCUGUAGCUUCAUUAUCUAUAGAUAUACCUAUAUCUUAUUUGAGCAUUACUCCAUAUUGGCCUCUAAAAAACACUUUCAGUAAAGUUGGAAAAUACAAAGAUAUUGCCAGUAGCCAAGCAGUAGAUGACUAUUUUCCAGAUUGCAGUAGCUGCAGCCUGGGAUGAAGCUUCUCAUGGAGCUGGAAAAACUUUAUUUUAACAAUACAGUUGCCUCUCAGUCAACAGCUGGCAUCCCAAUUUCCAAAUUCCAUUAUGACCUGAAUGUUAAGAGCAGAAUCAGUAAAUGGGUUUAUGGCAAUCUACCGCCACAAAGGAAGGUGUUUUUGAAUAGGUGGUAUUCCAGAAAAAUAUUGCUUAGACUGUACAGCUGGUCUGCCGCACCAAGUGUGUAGAUAGACUUAGGCAUUUCUCGGUGUAAGUAAUUAUUUGCUUUGUCUUUUUUUUGUUUGUUGGUAAGUGGGCUCUGAAAAGUGUCCAGAUAAUUAAAAGCAGUAGAUUAACUGUUCUCUUCUCUUUAUUUCCUACAGCUGGUCUUCAGGCAACCACAAAGCAUUCUGGCUUCCCUGUUAGGAUGGACAACACUGUUCCAAUUGUGCCACAGGCACCAGCAGCUCAGCCAUUACAGAUCCAGUCCGGAGUUCUCACACAGGUAAACGUAAGGAGAGCCCUUAAAAUGUCAGUAAAUUACCCCGAAUACAAUUACUGGUUUGUUCUAGAUUAAAGUUGGGAACCAGAAGUUACCCAAAGUUGGGUGGCAGAGUCCUGCCUUCCAAUACCAAAGACAAGACAAGAAAGCAUGGAAAUUAGUCUGGUUUCCCCCCCCCUAAUCUAUCUACGUUAAAGGUUUGGCCCUAAUUGGGCUAACCCAUUUAGCUAAAAUAAAGAUGUUUAAAUUCUUCUCAGUUUUUAUAAUACUGUUCUAUUAUGGAUACUCUGUUUUUCUAUACCGCUCACAUAUUAUCUGAAUGCGGAGUGGUUUUUAAAUCCUUAGCUAUAAAUGAAGUCCUGAGUUUUAGGCAGUUUUCAUUCACAGGUACAGAUAAAAAACACACAAAGCAGAAAGUGUUCACAACUGAAAAACAGCUUAAAAAUUAGUGCAAGAUUUCAUAUGGCUACGUUGAGUCCCAAGUCGAUUCCUCUUCCCUUUUCCUUACUCUUUCUACCCUGCCCCCAUUCAUAGCAAGAAUACUUGUUACAACUGCAUUGUUUCAUUUUGUGAUGUUGUAUUCGUAAAAGCUUAGAUGAUAUCAAAGCUUAGAUGAUUUCAGUAUAUAUUAUUUUGGUACUCUAAUCCCAUUUUAUAUCCUACUAGAAAAACCAAAGUGAUAUCUGCUUCCAGGAAUACUUGUAUUUUGCUAAAUACUCAUUUUCUAAUGGCGAUUUUUUCUUUCUUUGAGUGAACAUGUUCUCAGGUGGGGUGAAAGCUCCCUCUAGCCUUCAAAGGCAGAAUUGCAGCUUAUUCAGAGGAUUUUGCUCACAUCCACUUCACCUUCCGUGGCUUUCUCCUGCCUUCACUCUGAGGCGGUUGUGGUUCACACUUGGCUAUUCAUAUUUGCUCAGGCUUGUGUUUUGGAAGUGAUUUCCAUUCAGCAUGUGGUUAUUUUCAUAGAACCCACUACCCCCAUGAUGGAACAAAAGAAUUCUAUUUUUUCUCCUUAGUGGCCGUUUCCCUACCACUGCAGGCCCUUGGGAGUUAAACCAACCAGUUUUUCUUCUCAGCAUUUUAGUGGCUGUUGGGUUCUUAUGCUGGCGCCCUGCCAUUGUUGCCUCUCCCCAGAGCGCCAGCCAGUGCCAAAGCAGUUCACCAUUUUUAAGUAGCCGUUUGGCUAAGCCAUUGGCCACAAGGCACAGACGCUUAGCCUGUUUCCCACCCCCACUGGAGAUGAUCCCCAUUUGCUCUGAGCCAGUGCUGCAGCAGUUGAGGAAAACUUCAGCCACAUUCGGGUGGGGUGGGGGGCAAUGACAAAAACCUACAUAAAUCUAAAGCCAAAGUCUUUAGGGCAGCUAAAAGCAUCAUAUUCUUCCAGCCUCUUGCGGUGACAGUUUCCUUUUUAAGUUCCAGCAUGCUUUAACAAAUCAUGGCUCUGCUGAUUUGGAGGUGGCUGAAGGCACAUUGUGGAACAGAAUCCAAUGGCACUGUGGGAUAAUCUCUGCUGAGAUUAAUCCAACUCCAUUAGGUCUAAGGAAGUCUGAUCUGCUUGGAGUAAAAAGGCAGGCUGGAGGGAGUUUUGGAUAUUUUUCCUACAGCUUGCUUCAGGUCAAUGGAGAUAAGGAAGCCCUUUCUGAGGGGCUGGAAGUAAUGUUGGUCCAGUCACGACUUGUGGCACCUGUUGAAGAGGCUUUUUUGGGGUUGUUUUUUUGCUGCUUCUAUCUCAGGCCAUUUCUGUGCCUCAUAAGGCUCCUGUUCACAGCUGCUCUCUGUAACAUCAUCAUGACCUCUAAUCCAAGUUUGCCCUGUAAUUUAGCUCUCUUCCAGGCUUUGCCUAGCACUUCCAGUAAUCUUAUUUGGGUGCAGCUUCAGUUGACUCCACAAAUGCUGCUCCAGAUUAAAGGAGCCUUGUUAGGUGACUUUGCUAAAGAGCUGUCGGGUGCCUAACAACAACCUGCAGUCAUUGCCUCACACUCCUGGCAGUGUCUGCUCAAGCUCCGCAGCCAGUUAUUGUUCCAGUAUCACUUCUGGCUCCAGCAGUUCCGGCUGUUGUACCAGCUGAGCUAUGGGAUUCAAGUGGCCCAAGGGAAAGGCACACAAGAAGUGUAAGAGCUUUUCUGCCUAUAGGCAGUUGGAAGAUUGAGGAUGCUGUGUUGGAAGAGGAGUUUUCAGAUGUUGAUGACUGGAGUGAAGGACCAGAGGUUGAGGAAGUUCCUUCUAAUAGGCACCAUUCCUGCCUCUUCUCUGAAAACCUAUGACGCCUCUGGAUCUUAAGCCUAUGGAUAAACCGGCUUGCAUUUCUUCUCGUCGCCUCAGCUUCACCUGAGAGAGAAGGCAAAUGGAAAAGGCUUCAGUAAUAUAUAAGUAGUAAUAUAUUAUUAUUAUAUACCUGUUGCCGUAAUUAUUAUGGUGGAUUUGUAGAAGUCUGACUUUGCUCGGAGGGAGUCUGCCUUCACGUGCACAGUUCCAGACAAGAGCACAGACUUGUUGAAGAAUUUGCCACAGUCCCAAAGGAUCACACCAUAUUAAAUGUCUUCAAUCAGAUGAACCAAAGCUAUGAGAGCAGGAAACAGCUCAGUAAGCCAACAGUGCCUUUCAUUGGUCUUACUGAAAGUAAAAAACUGAACCAGCAUUGCUGUCAAAAUGGAGGAACUUGAAUCCUGGGCAGCUUCUGUGCAUGCCCCCAACACUUCACUGGCAGAGACUGUGAAUAUUAUGAAAGGAAGAGCAACAUGGACAAUGGAUAGGAAAGAGGUGCCAUCUUUGUUGUAAACUGCACUGUUUAUCUCAGCAAAACUGUGCUGUAAGCGAGGAAGAGGAAUAGAUUCAUUUACUUUCAAAUGGCCAAAGAUUAAAGCAAACAAUGUGCUGCUUCUCCUAGGCUGUUUCUUUGCAUUAUGCAGGCUACUCCACCUGUUGUGAAAACUCCUAGGACUGGUAUUCGUAACCAUGAUUUGCCUUAUGAUGACACUUGCCCUUUAGAAAGUAGGAAGACUAGAGGCUAAGAUUUAUUACCUACUUUAAAAUGAGGCUGCAUUUUAAAUUGCAUUUUAACCUGUAUUUUAAAUUGGUUCCCCCCCCCACUCCUUUCCCCUAUUAUGUUUUUACUAUUAUUUUAUUGGUGUUAGCUGCCCUGAACCCAGCUCUGGCUGGGGAGGGCGGGGUAUAAAUAAAAAUUACUAUUAUUAUUAUUAUUAAAACAAAGGACACUUGCCGACUUUUUUUUAUAAAAAAAAAUAUUAAAGAUUUCUUGGUUUACAAGACACUUUACUGCUUUUCCUUCAUAAUUUACCUGUUUAACAGGGCUUCCUUUUUAAGAUUUUCCUUCAUAAUUCACCUGUUUAACAGGGCUUCCUUUUUAAGAUUUCCCUUCAUAAUUUACCUGUUUAACAGGGCUUCCUUUUUAAGAUUUCCCUUCAUAGUUUACCUGUUUAACAGGGCUUCCUUUUUAAGAUUUUCCUUCAUAAUUUACCUGUUUAACAGGGCUUCCUUUUUAAGAUUUCCCUUCAUAAUUCACCUGUUUAACAGGGCUUCCUUUUUAAGAUUUUCCUUCAUAAUUCACCUGUUUAACAGGGCUUCCUUUUUAAGAUUUUCCUUCAUAAUUCACCUGUUUAACAGGGCUUUCUUUUUAAUAAUCCUCCCCUCCCUUAAACUCCCCUCUCCCGCAUCUAGUUAGCCACCUCCUUCCCCACACGCACCCCACACACGCACUCCUUGUCCCUCCAGUUUGAAUGUUUUUCCUCCCCCUCCAUUUAAACUCCCCCCUCCAAUGGCAAUGGGCAGAUCACUGCCAGUUUUUGAUACUGGGAUUGCAGCCUGGUUUAUUGCUUUUAUUUCAUGGAUCAGUGGUCUCAUUAGAUAGUAAAAUUCAUGUUAAAUUGCUGUUUUGUUUUUAAUUGUCUGGAAUGGAUUAAUCCAUGUUGCAUUACUUUCUGUGGAAAAGCACGCCUUAGUUUUGGAACACUUCGGUUUUGGAAUAAUAAUAAUAAUAAUAAUAAUAAUAGACUUCUGGAAUGGAUUAAGUUUGAGAACCAAGGUACCACUGUACCUCACUUCUGCAAUGUCCACAGAAAAUUGCUCAAGAAGUAAAGAGGGGCUGAUGCUAGUUAAAAAUAAACAUUUUUAUUUCCAGGGAUGUGGAACCUGCUGCUAGAGCCCAACAGUAUCUGGGAGGCUGUAGGUUUCCCAUCCUUGAUAUCAAUCAGAUUGCUAAAUCUGAAAAGGAUAUGCUACUGUUGCCCAGAAGGAUUGGAAUUGGUGCUUGUUCUAGGCCCUAAAAUUGGUCUCAAAAGUCCUGUUGUUCUGAGCAUCUCAGAAGAAUCAGUGAGAUGCUAGAAUAGCCGUUCAUAAAGUUAUCCCUUGUGAAGUGCUAGCCCUACAGUGGUUAAGGACUGUUUCAAAGAUUAGUCCCAAUAUUAAACUAGUGUUUGUUAAUGAAAAAGUACUAUAAUGCAUUGUCAGUUUUUGUAAACUUCUGUUUGAAUCUUGAACGGUUCUUUAUUCUGAAGUAUUGACUCUUCCAGUGGAAGAAAAAUGUAUUUUACAUGGCUUAGAUGCUAUAAACAGUAAAUGUUGUGUAUAUUCUGGAACUUUCUUUUCCUUGAAAUAAUAAAAUGUAUUGGAAUUGCCUCUUUUAUUUCCAACUUAUGGAACAUGAAUGAACCAAUCUAUUUUCAGUACUCCUCAUGUUUGCAUGUGUUCAAUCAUAUGUCAGUUCUGUCCCUUUCCCCCAUUAAAUGAAAUUCGAAACUCUGGAAAAAAGAGAGGACUAUACUAAGAACUGGUCUGGUAUGCCAAUGAGUUUCCACAAUGGAUCAGACUUAAAUGGAUCAGCUAAAGCUCCCAGCCAUUGGAACUAUGAUUGCUUUAGUUUGUGUGGGAUGCCCAGUUUGAAGACUCUCACAUGGACAAGUUGGACUUUGGUCUCCGGAAGGAAUGUGAUUCCAGUGCAUCAACUGUGCUUUUGCUGCACUUGUACUUUCUCAUGCUUCUCUGUGGCUGUAUAGAAUUAUUGGACAAUUCUCAUCAGGAUCCAGUGUGACACUGUAAGACUCUGCUGAAGGUGUACUUAUAGCGGACAACUCAGUGGAUUCUACACAUUUUUUGUCCUGGACUUUGGUGGUUGGUGUGGUAAUGAGAUGCACCUUGUGGCUGUGCCAUUGGAAUGUGGAUCAAGCUUCUCAUCUGAACCUCUCCAUGGAACCCUGUGUGGGACGAAAACAUUUUGGCGAGAAGGUAGUAAAGAUCAUUUUAGUUGAAUCCAGGUUCAAUCCACAGAGAUGACUGACACUCUUACAGAUAUUUGCAACCAAUACCAGCCAUUUUAUUCUGUCACUUCGGUCUUGUUCUAGGUUUUCCAAAGAGUCACAUGCAGGUGAUUCUUUCCAGCUUGAAAGAAUGCUCUUGGCUACGAAUAUAAGGAAACAACUAUCUUUUUCCUGCAUGGACAGGUGCCAGUUUCAGUGACGUAAGUCUCUGUCUGUGGUGGACCAGCAGUGUAGAGAAGGGAGCACCGUUGAAGGGAGCCACAGUGUACAUCAUUCAUUUUGGAUGCCAGCCUCUUAAUCUUAAUCUUAAUUGAUGCCAGACUCAAACUUCAGGUCCCUUGCCUUGCUAUUCAGCACUUCUCUCUGUAGUUUCCUUUUCACUAUGUGCUUUUACGUAUGACAACACUGUAGUGAAGAAACAGUGGGUUGCCGAGAGAGAACAUGCUCUCUGGCACUUCAAAAUGAAGCCCCUAGACCCCAUCUGAACAGUGUUUUUCCUGUAUGUUUUCCUUGUUUGUUUUUAAAUUCUUGUGGUUCGUUUGGGCUGUAGCAGAUUGGACAGUCAUAAACUAUUUGGAUGUGAGCAGAAUCUUCUAAACAAGCUGUAAUUCUGCCUCUGAGCAUUAGAGGGAACUCAUAUUACACCAGAGAACACCUUAUCACUCAAAGGAAAAAUACAUUUCAGGUAAGACCAACAGUCCUGUUUGUUUCAGACCAGAAGAUCCAGAAAGCCUAAUGGUUACAUAAAUUGCUAAUAUAAUUUUGUGGUCUUUGCCAUGGGACUUGGGUGAUAUCAUUGCAAACAUGUUCAGGUCAGGCAUGAUUAAACGAAAGAUGUACUUUAUAACUUGUCCUUUUUUAUAUCUAUUGUGGAAGGCAUUUGGAAUUACUCAAACUAGCACAACAGAAAUCCAAUAUGGUGUUCUUUGUAAGUGCAACAAAACAAAUGAUUCUUAUCUAUUAGAAAGUGAAGUUUUAAGUCAGUUUGGUUGUGGAGAUGUUUAAUGAAAUUAUUCUGAUCAUUGAAUUGCCUUUUAUUUAUUUAAACAAAGUCAAUGGACAGGCAGGUAUUGCUUUUUUUAUCUUAAAGUACCAGAACACUGGUUUUGCAAUCUUACAUGUCCAAUAGGACAUUUUGGAGGCUUUUAGUUUUUCCAAGCCUUCCCUGCACUAGUUUAGAUAUUCCUCAGGAUUAAUAUUGUCUCAAGUGCGGUAAACACAAAAGUUUGUUCACUGAAAUUCAGGAGUACUUAAUAUCACUUAAUAUCACUUCAGGCAAGAGAUACUGAAUUAAGCUGAUAGAAAAGCAUAUUUAUAUCAGAGCAUACCCAUGAGUUCUGCAAGCCACUCAAAAGCGCCACUAUUUUCCUUGCGGAGAAAGCCUUUCUGGGCCUGUUUCCUCAGUACAUUUGUUUCACUCACUGCCUAAUCUACAUUUCAGGGAAGCUGUACACCACUAAUGGUAGCAACUCUUCAUCCUCAAGUAGCCACCAUCACGCCGCAGUAUGCGGUGCCUUUUACUCUGAACUGCGCAGCCGGCCGGCCAGCGCUAGUAGAACAGACGGCUGCAGUACUGGUAAUUGCCUCCCUUGAUUGUGUUCACUAACGGAGUUUUUGUUUUAACUUAGACUUGCAGAGGGCAUGGAAGCAUGUGCCAUCUUGUGGCUGUGUUCUUGCUACAUCUUAAUGUCUCGUUGUUUUUCCUCCCCAACAUUGCUGAAGCACUGUCUGACUCUGAUGUUUAGUGUUGCUCUGUAAAGAAUCCAGAUCCAUUGACUGUUGUUCUUUACUAGCCUAGUGUGUUGAUCAAUCUCUUCUCCUAGUCUGAGAAGAGUGGUAAUUGUAUUUCUUCUUUCUUUACUCUCCUAUCUUUUUUAACAUUUUAUUGAUUGAAAACAAGGGGUAUGGCCCUUAGGUUGACUCUGCCAUACGCAUCUGGGCAGCCAGGAUUUGACAAGUUAAGCUUUUUAAAGCUUCUUCGCAUGUAGAAAUGUUUCAGGCACUGAAAACUUCUAAUAUCGGCAAAUACUUUAUUAAUAAACGGCUUUAACAGUACAGAUUUCUUAACCUCUGUUGAACAAUGCUGACCUCCAAUUCUCCCUGGCUUUUCAUUACCUCUGACCAAUCAUUGGCAGUGUGCAUCAUCCUCAGAGAGAUGUUGCUUCCCACCAAUACUUUUAGUUCCUUUUGCAUUUCUUGGUUGAGAUUAAAGGUGAGCUCUUACCUUCUAAACUGUUUCUCAGGAUAGUUUGUUCUUAACCUUGCUGGAGAUAUUAAGGGAAGUGUCCACUUUCAAAUUUUUCUUUCUCUCUCUGAAUUUGACUGGUACCUUCAGUGGAAUUCACACUGUAGGUGCCAAAAAACAGUCAAUUGGAAACUCCAGAAUCAGAUCAGUGAAGUUUAUGGAAACAUUGCAGUGCACUUGAAACCCUGGUGUCCUCACGUGUCUUGCAAAGCACACUUCCAUUUGUUACAUACAUCGUUGUCUUUUGUGGCUUUAAAGUGAUAAUUCAUGAGCAUCUUUAUCUUCAAAUAGAUACAUUCUGGAGCAUUGUUGGCUCUGGUCAGAACCAAAGUCUCACCAGAUGAGGAACUGCUUCUUUUGGCAUUGCUGUUUACACCAUAGCAAGUGUAAGAAGGCAGACAGGAUGGGAUCUUAAAGGUUAUAUAAUUGCAUGUGCUGAAAAGACAACUUAAAAGAUUUCAUAGGUCUCCUGUCUGCCUCCCCUCAUUCAAUUCAGAUUGAAUUUCAAUUGUGGAAACAUGGAUGCAUGUGCAGAACCUAAAUGUUCUGUGACUAGCUGCUGUAAAAGACUUGAGUUUCUCAUCCAGUAAUUGGUACAUUCCUCUUUGGACAUUGUAGAAUACUUAAUCCAGCGUUGUAUAUACUCGACUGUAUAUACUCUUAAUCAAAAUUCAUUGACAAGGAAAGCUGUAUAAGAUCUGUAUAAAUCAUUCAAAUUAAGCACUUUGUAUAUAUAUUCAAUUCUCUUUUGGCUCAUGGGAAGGGGAGAAGAGCUCUGCAAGGCACUGACAACUUGAAAAUCCUUUUGCGAUUGGCCCCCCCACUUCUUUCUUUGAUUUCACCAGGCACUGCCUGUGUUCUUUCAAACCUCUUUGCAGCCUUAAGGUCUAAAAACUAGCUUUAAAAAAACAGACAAAAACUUACAUUCUUGGAAUGUUGAAUUUUGCACCCCAUACUAAUUUCUGUACUUGUGUGGUGCAAUGACCGAAUUUACACCCUCCACCUCCCGACUAAAUCCACCUGCCUACUUGGAUCCUGCUUUUCUCUCUGAAUUUUGGCUUCUAAUAGCCUUUUGCCUGAAGUGCUCACCUUUAGUGCUUUCAACACUUCUCCCUUUUGCCGCUUCAUCUAAGUUUGCAUUAGCCAUUUGCUAAGCUUUGCAUAUUUUUGUCCCUCCUCUGUCAAGCAGUUCGUCGCUUGGAAGGCCCGAUUUCUGCCUCCUGGUGGGACAUUAGAUCUCGCACUGUAUUAAACUCUCUGCUUUGUCUUGUGCAGGUGUUGGCUUUUGGAAAGAGGCAUGGUGUGACUUUUAACAUAAUUCUCUCUUUUUUUUAAUUAUUCCGCUUGUAUUGGCAGAGGGGUUAGCAGUUCUCUGCUUGAAGGCUUCUUUUUGGAACCAGUAAUGUAGAUCUGUUAAUUGCAGAAAUAUGUCAACUUAAAAUGGCAUGUGUGCAUGGUUUCACAGUUUGAACUCUAAAAAUAUAUAUAUACUGCAGAACUUGUAUCUUAAGAAGACUUUCUGUGUAGGGAAACCACUGUUAUUGGAUGGGUUUGAAUUUAAAUAUGGAAAGUGCUACAAGCUUAUAACUGAUCACUACACAUUUAAUUGUGAUGAGCAGGGGAAGUCUACCAUAGGAGUAGGUUUUAAAGAAGCUGUCAGUAGAGAUUUCGCUUUUUUUGUAUUUUUGUGCCGCUUUUCACUCACAUGAGUUGCAAAGUGGCUUUCAUACAAUAAAUAACAUAGUAGAACACCACAAAUGUAACAAAUUAUAUAAAAUAAUUAACAAAUCAUCAAUAAAACUACCUUUUAUAAAACACUAAUCUGUUUUUUAAGUUAAGAAAACAGCACAACCACAAUAAAAUGCAGAGUAUCUUCUGAAAAUCUCAGCAGGCUAUGCCUUACAUCAGGAUGCAGCCUUUGUGUCAUCAUUUGGAGGGAGAGGAGUUGUUAGAAACAUAUACUCUGUCCACACUUUUCCCUUGUAAACUGUCAUUUAGCAGUGGGCACAAAACAGAAUCUCUUGCUCUCUAGAGUUGCUCGCUCAGUAGGGCAGAGACACAGCAAUAGCUUCUCAGCCAUGGAGCUGGUUCCAUUUACCAGCAAGGAAAAGGCGACUGCAAGGUUGGGGUUGUGUGGACUUGCUUACAGAGCCAAUCCUUCCUUCCUACUGGUACAUCCACACAAUCCCUACUUUCUCCUUCCCGGCAACUCCAUGACCAGGAGGCUAUUGCUGCUUUUAUGUCCCAUAAGACGAGCCACCCCUGCUUGCUUUGUCUGCAGAGCAGAAAGUGCUGUAGUGGAGCCACAGAGGCUGAAUCCCAAUUAGGGUCCACGGAACUCACCCAUGGGGUCCGGGGCCCCAUCCCUUGCCACCCCCCUCAAUUAAUUUUAUGUCACUUUUUUCAUGGUAACAUCACAAAUGUUAUGGUCUGUUUUAGGGCUGUGCGAUUUUUUUUCAAUAUGUUGGCCAAAAUCAGUUUUGAAAUCACACUCUGAUAACAAUUUUGACCUGGCAAUACGCAGCACUCUCACAAGGGAGAGCAGGGCAGACGAUUUCAAGGCAACACCAAUAUCGCAUGAUUGCGUGCUUCUGAUGUCAGCAUGCCCGUGGUGUGUGCAGAUGCCACACGCCCGGGUUCAAUUUUGAGAUGGGGCGCAACCAGGGCCCCCACCCCCCGGCUCCCUCAUUGGAGCCUGGCUCCUCGCUCCGAGAGGCAUCUCCGCUUUCGAGUCAGGUCUGACCUGGGGGUGGAGUGAAGUAGAGGCGCUGAUGGCAGCAGCGUUGCCACCCCUCUUGUAGUGGGCUGCUUGCAAGAGGAAGCAGUUGGCUCCCUCACACCCCCAGCUUCAGCUUUGCUCUGGCAGAGACUCACGGCAGCGGCAGUGCCCUCUUGCACUGGGUGGAGAGUCGUCGUCGUCGUCACAGUGGCAGCUGCACUUCCAUGGCAGCAGCUCUUUCCUGUUAAGGCACGCAUGUCCAAAGUCUGUUUCGGGGGCCUAAUUCGGCCCUCCAUCAAUUUAAUCUGGCCCCUGUGGCAGUUUAUUUUCCUCAACAACUUCAACCUUAAAAAAGCUCAACAACUUUGGGGUAAAAUCCUUAAAAAGUCAAACAAUUUCAAUCCUAAACUUUGGUUGGCCCUUUGGUCGGCCCUUCACUUCAUCAAAUCUGGCCCCCUUUGAAAAAAAGUUUGGACACCACUAUGUUAAGGGCUUUGUGUGCGCCAGCUGCCAGCUCCUUUGCGUCCAGCCACACCACCGGUCCUGGGUCAGGUCUGACCCUGGAGGUGAAUAGGAGAGUCAAAGCAGUGUUGCUGCCGAGGCAGUAUUCUCAUGUUGGCCUGUGCCCAGUGGGUUCCCUCUCCCCUGCUCCCCCAUGGCGUGUGCAAACCUGGGGCAGAAAAUUGUGGGUGCCUGGCCACUUCAUGAGGAAUGUGCAGGGGGCCCUGGAGCACCCAGCCCCCCCUGCAUCUGGCGCCCAUGCCUUAUGCCGAGGGAAAACAAGGGAGCUGACGGUCCUCAUUUCAAGCCACCAUGGUACUACCUUCCCCUGGCACUGAGGUAGAGCAGCUUUAUUUAGCAGGAAAGCUGCCGCAGCCACAGUGGAUAUGCAUGUUCAUUGGCUGCCCCCUGACAGCAGCUUGAAGCACCCCCCAGUCCUCUCCCACUCAAACUACAUGCAGUGCAGGUGACUCUGCUUCCUCUUCUCCUCACCACACCCAUCCCAUCCCUGCAGCUGCUCCUUCCCUCAUGCCCACACCUGACCUGCAAGCACCCCACCCGCCCAAUCUCUGUGACUGCUCCUACCCUCAUCCCUAUGCCUGAUCUCCAAUUUCCAACAUUGUGAUAUAUUGGAAUAUCAUGAUGAUUAGCUGCUGAUAUACCACAAUGGUGAAAACCAGAUAUCACUCAGCCCUGGUCUUUUUUUUUUUUAGCAUACCUAAAAUCCAUUGCCUAUUAGGGGCUACCACCAAAAUUUUCAAAAGUAGGGCAUCUGGUCGGUCAUUCGGGAGCUUCAAAAGCUUUCUCCAGCCCGAACAUCACAGUGACUGAUACCAAAAGGCAUUAGCACGCUUAGCGAUCCUGCAGAGUAUUCACAGUUCGCGUAACAGACUCAAUAGCUCAGCAUUUUGGCUAAUCUACUUUAUUUACAUAUAAUAUAAUUGGAGCAUUCUGACUUAGCUCCUUCCUCUUUCUCAUCAGACAGCAAAGAGAAAGAGACAAAGGACAAAUGUCCCACUUCACGGAACACAGUAACAUCAAAACAUCCUGUCUCCGUCACUUCCCACAUUGUGGAAUGAAAACAUACACAGUCAUGUGAUAGAAAACAAUCUCAUGACUGCAAACACGGAGCAAGAAUCCUAACACUAGACACAUCAAAGAAGCGUUUCAAUUCAAUGCGUUGCAAACUUUAGGAGAAAUUGGGUUGGCAAAAAUGGAACUCCACAGCACCAUCUGGUGUCGUAGUGUUAGAAGGCAUAAACAACUUAUAUAAAGCGCUUUUUCUUUGCCAACGCAGCUGAGUCCAGAGUCUACUAGAAACAAAGUUUGCCUCUAAAGCCUGUCUAAAAUGUGUAGACCCUGGUAACUGAGAAAUAGUUGUAAGAAGUUAAAUUUCAUUUGUAAUCUAUAGCCAUUCUUUUUAUAAAAUAUAUGCUGAAGAUACUUAAAAACCCCUGAGAGCCAAAUUCUCUUGCAAUUCUAAUAGCUGGAUCUUAUGUGCAGUUGAUGUGCCUAAAGCCACUGUAAUAGCAAGUUAUCGAUUUCUUUAGGGUAUUUGCCCAAAGUAUUUCAUACACAGGCAAGGAAACUCUAUUCUUGUUCAUUUUACCUUUUGGAAUACCCACAACUUUUUUAUUUCUAUAAUGUGUGAUCUUCAAAGCAGUUGUUCCCCAACCAUUUGGACUGUACUUCCCUCCUGCCCUGUACCAGUAUCUGUUCUCCAAGUGUGGAUGCAGAGAUCCUUGCAUGGGUUGUGUGCAACAAGUUUGCUGCACUGUGCAAGCAUCUGUGAGCUGGUAUACUAAGUUAGUUGGUGAGCAGGGUAGGUAUUCAGGUAACUCCAAAAGGGCAGAUUUCAGGCUGAAAAUAUUUUUGUGAACAUUUACUUCCUUCCCAUGUGAUAACCAACCACUGGCAUUGGUAGAAAAUAAUACUAAAAACUCAUUCUCCCUCUCCCCACACACCCAUGUCCUGAAGUCCCCAAGGCUCACCCACCCCAAUAGUUUGGAAAUCACCGCCCCCCCAAUCCCGAGCCUGUCACUAAGCUGCUUAGAUGCAUUCUGAUACAUUUUCUGCAGUACAAUAGGAACAUCAAACUCUGUGGCAGGUAGCCUCUGUGAUGUAAACGUGACCAGAGAAGACGGGGGUGUUUUAUCCCUGAAUAUCUUGUUCACUUCCUUUUGUAAAAUUAUUUGUAGAAAUGCAUUCACAUGCCGUUAUCUCUGCAAGUUAACAGUCUACUUACUUCUUUUACUUUGAACAAAUUGAUUUUUCUUCCCCAGUCUUUAAAAUGUUAAUCUUAGUAAACCUUUUGUUUUUCUGUUUGCUGUCUUGCAGCAGGCUUGGCCUGGAGGCACCCAGCAGAUCUUGUUGCCUUCUACCUGGCAACAACUUCCAGGGGUUGCACUGCACAAUUCUGUUCAGCCUACAGCUGUGAUUCCAGAGACAAUUGGAAGCAACCAGCAGUUGGCCGACUGGAGGUGAGCAGAAAAGUUGACGUAAUCUUUCCACAUUACAUGUUUUGAGGCUUGAAACACAAGGAGAUGCAGGUAGAUUCUUGGACCUAAAAGAAUUGGCUUCCCAUGGACUGGACCUCCUCCCUCCCUCCACAGUCUUUGGGGUGAACAGUAGUGCAGUGAGAAGGGGAGGAAUCCCUGAAAAUAGGGUGGAGGCAAAUGCCGCAAGUGGGAGCUCCACGUCUGGAUGUUGCUUCCACCUAGUAUUUAAGGAUUUGCCUCCGCAGCCCGCUCCAUUCAGCAGAGUUUCCCAAGCCUCAAGAGUGACUUGUCCAAAAUGAAUGAUUGAACUCUUGCACCACUUUGAGAUGUAAAAUAAGCACUGAAACUUCAUCUCAUUUUCUAUAUAACAGGGGUGUGGAACCUGUGGUCCUCCAGAUUUUCUUAGGCGUGCAUCAUCUCUGACACACUGGCUGGGGCUGAUGGGAGUUGUAGUCCAUAGCAUCAGAAGGGCCUAUAGGUUGCCCAUCCAUGCUUAUAUCACUUGUUUAAUAGCAUUGUCUUGACCUCUGCCUUCUGAUACCUGUAUGCCUGACGCAAGUGUUUCAAGUGUGUGUAUAAUGAGUGCAUGUAGAAUUGGCAGUGAGACAGUGGAACUCCUUCUCCUGAGUUUGGUGAAGUUUAAGUAUGUUUUGAAAGCUAUGGGUUCUUUUCUUUUGUGGCUUUUGGAAAAAGGGCACUGUACUUUAUUGAUAAUCUACUAGGAUUAAGGAUGUAAUUCUCCUCCCCUCAUCCCUCUUGGGAAGCUUGUGGUGCUUGUCUGUUCAGAUAGAUUGGCAAAUCAAGGACAAACAUCAGAUCAUGCAUUCUAGGGCAGUCUCCCCUACCUCCUGGUGACCUCUAACUUGGCUAGGCUGGCUGGGGUAGUCCACCAUUAUCUGGAGGAGGGCACAAAGAUGGGGAAAGCUACUCAAUGAGUUGAUGCCUUUUCUACAGUACCUAAGAUGGGCAUUUCUGCAUUCUUUCCUUUUGCCUUUAGAAACGCUCAUUCACAUGGAAAUCAAUACAGCACAAUCAUGCAGCAGCCAUCUUUGCUGACCAACCAUGUGACUCUGGCUACAACCCAGCCUUUGAAUGUUGGAGUGGCUCAUGUUGUGAGGCAGCAGCAAAAUAAUGUCGUGCCAGCAAAGAAGAACAAACAGCCAUCUCAUAGUGCCACAAAGUAAGGACUUCUUCCCAAUGUUCUGGUUCUUAAACAAAAUAGAGAGAAAGCACUUUUCAAACAGACCCAUAUUAUUUAGACUCUGUGUGUUGCCUAAUGGCAAUAAAGUUAAAACUGGGUUAAAUCUUACUUUGGCAGUCCUGUUCUGAGAACUGUCUUGUAUUGGCACCUACAGAUGUUUCUGUAGUUUAGAAAUAGUUAAUAUAAGCCAUCUAAACGUGGAGUAUGAAAAAUCUGAAGCGGUGUUUGGGACAUUCACUGAUAUGGGCCUCCUGUGACUUCUAAUUGAUGUUAUUUUGUACUGAUUUGUACAUUGUCCUUUAAGCUUCACUAGUCAAGCUAGUAUAAAUCCCUUUAAAACAAGGGAGUGUCAAUAUUGCCCACCAAUGUAUUUGCUUAUGAUAACCAUCAUUGUAUUUUUCUGUAGGCCUGCAUCUACACUAGAGGCAAUUCCAUCUCAAGUCUACUCUCUAAUUGGGAGCAGCCCUCUGCGUGCCACAUCUUCCUCCUCCAAUGCUUUCCUUCCAGGGCAGGAGCAGCACCAGCCCAUAGUCAUUCCAGACACUCCCAGCCCCCCAGUCAGUGUAAUCACCAUCCGCAGUGACACUGAUGAAGAGGAGGACAACAAAUACAAGCCUGCAAGGUAGAGGUUUUAGCUCCUUCCUAAGGGACCAUUGCUAAUGCAGUCAUUUAGGGAUUUCCAAAGAUAAGUCAGGAAUACCACUCAAGAAUUUUUGAGCAGGUUCGUUUUUAAGUGUUGGGGGAUAGCCAUUGGAUUGUUCAUCUUUCUGUUGAGAUAUGAGUACUGCGCAGCUGCGAACAAGCAGCUGGAUGUUUACAUCACAUGAUGGGACUAACCGUGGGAUAGGAUGUUCCAGGGAUUUCUCAGGGAUUUGUUCUCUGUGUAAUAUGAGACCUUCCUGUUACUUGUGUGAAGGAAGUCUGAUGCAGUUGCUCGGAGAAGACUGAGCGAGCAGACAUGUUUUUUGUACAGUUGUACAGUCAGAAAUAAAGUAGAGAUGAAAUAGACUUUCUGACUGAUUUUCUUUCUCCUGCUAUGCAAGGGGGAAGGGGGUGUGCACCUUUCAUCAGGGGGGUGUCGCCUAUCAAGAUUUCCCUGGUCUGCCGGAAUGCCAGCCAGGGUAGGUCACCGGAGAAAGGCCCCGACAAGCCUGGGGAGAGGAGCCAGCCUUUCCUGAGGGGCCAGUUUCCAACACUUUCUUGGGACAUGGUGGAUAACUGAACACUGCUUUUAUAGCUCUGGUCGGAUGUUCUGGACAGUAUUCUAGAUCUGGUGGCUAGGGACCAAUACAGAACCAUUUUUAGUCAUGCAAGGAAGUUGUGGAUUAUGCCGCAUAGGUUUGUUCUGUAUGAGUCAACUAAACAGUAAGUGAACAUAAAAGAUAGUGUAAUAAAAUACUAAUUCCACUGUAAUUUGAGCUGGCACACUCCAGGGGAUAUCAGAAACGGUGCUUAGAGGAAUGUGAACUUUUGCCUUCAAACCUUAAAUUUCUUUGUCUUUAUAAAGGGUAAAAGCUAAAGAAAAUUGAGGGAGGCACAGAAUUAAAUAUAAAGCUGAGAAGGGGUGGGAGAGAAAAAGCGGUGCAUCUGCAUGGACUUGGAGAAAUGUUGCUUGAAGUUUCAGUUGUAUGAACCAAUUUAGACAUAAUACUUGCUGGGUUUGUCUCCCCUGACCUGAACGCUAAGGGGUGGUUGGGGGGCUGUGCUUUAGAAAAUGUGUGGAGUCAGAGUGAUGCAGUGAAUAGGAUGAUGGACUUGGACUGAAACACCUAGGUUUCAAUUCCUACUUCACCCUGAAGCUCACUUUUGGCCUGCUGCACCCACUCAGCCUACCCUAAUGGGGCAGUUUUGAGAAUGAAAUGGUGUAGUCCUCAUGUAUGCUCUGGGGAGAAAAGAUGGGGUACAAAUGUAAUACAUAAUGCAAUUCUUAGAAUUGUGAAGCUUGCAGCAAGUAGUAUUAUACCCCUUUAUUUGGCUCCUUUGUGUGUCUGAAUGUCCUGGAUAUACAUUUGGUGAAAUGUUGUAAUAAAGCAGUUGAAUGUUUUUCUCUUAGCUUGGGCAUGAAGCAGAGAUCCAAUGUCAUCAGCUACGUUACCGUUAACGACUCCCCUGAUUCAGACUCCUCGCUGAAUAGCCCCUAUGCAUCGAAUGCGCUUUCCACGCUCAGGAGCUCCGGGGGAACUCUAGAGCCAAGCCGAGGGGCAGCUGAAAGCUCCAACUCCCGCACCAUUAUUGUGCCUCUCAAAACACAGCUCAGUGACUGUAUCGUAGCCACCCAAGCCUCAGGUAAGAAUGGUUGCCAGCAAAACUGUCUUCCAUCAUGGAGCUCAUUUUCAUUUUAGUCUGUUGGUUUGUGUGUGUGUAUGUGUGUGUGUGUGUGUGUGUGUGUGUGUGUGUAUAUUAUAUAAUCUCAGCAACACAGACAGCACUCUGUUGUAUGUAUUUAUCUUUUGUGACCAUUUGUAUAUAUUUAAAAUACAAUAAAGUUGUUACUAGAGAGGGGCAAAGAUCUAUACAGUACAACUCUCCCCUCCAAUAUAAGAGUAUUUCUACUACCGCCGUCAUUCACUAAGUUACCUCUCUAUUUAUUUUAAUUGUAUUUGUGUCACUUUGCACGAGGCUUCCCAAAGUGAUAUACAAUAUAAUAACAUAUAUGAAACAUAAAAACAGUUAAAACAGUUAUCCAGCCAUGUGUUCAUUAUAGAUGUAUGGUUGCUCUUGAUGAGUGGAAGACUUGUUAUGCUGAGCAAUUUAAACAUAGGUUUCUUAUUUGGAUGGGCAUUUGCCCAGAGAACCGGCCUUUAAAUACUCAGAAUAGUAAGAUUAUCCUGAACUUGAAAUUGGAACUAGGUUGAGUGUUUUAUGGACCAUGCUUUGCAGAACACGCCCCCUCUGUGUAGGUGCUCCUUAGUUUGCUUGCAAAGCUAUCAAGUCAUUUUAGGAUAAUCCUCUUCACUUGUACAAUUAUUUCCCUCCAUAGUAACUGGUUGCUAUGCAUCUUUAACAGAGCUGCAUUUAAUAUUCCCCAGUUUCAAACUUUGUUUUGUGGAGAGAGCAGUUUUGGAGUAAUAAAAGUUCUGAUAACUGCUAUUUUUGUAAUACCUUCAUAGAAAUCUGUGGUGUGACCACACUUGGAAUACUGUGUACAGUUCAAUUUAUUACUGUCAUGCUGCAUGGCAAAUCAGUUUUAAAACUGAGCAUACUAGUAGAAGUAAUUUUUAAUAUGACAUGGACCUGCUGUUUAUUGUGGCAAGAGGGUGGGGGAAUUCAUACAGUCUAUGCUGGUUUCCAGCCACAGUAUCUAGUUUCAGCUCCUUUACAAAGUUAGGCUAUCUUGUGGACUAAACGCUGAUUUAACAUUGCAGGUGUCCUGAGUAGCCUGAGCAAGACCAAGCCGGUGGCGUCUGUAAGUGGACAAGCAUCAGGGUGCUGUAUCACGCCAACAGGAUACCGGCAACACCGGGUGGUGACAAAUGGUGUACAGCCGCUCAACCUUAGCCAGGUAAUCAGGGCUCUCCUUUCAGAUGAAUACUGGCUGCAGAUCCUGCUGUGGUGUUGGACAUUAGCAAUGACUAGUGAAGCUGAACAGUGAGAAAUACUCCAAAUGAUGAAGCACAAGGGAGCUGCUAUAGAUGGGAAUUGCAAGGGGUAGUAUAGGCAAGUCCCCACUUGUGCAUGACCACACAUGCAUAGUGCGGGGAACCUGGAAGUGGGGAGCACUGGAGUGCCCUCAUGGCUUGCAAGGAGACCCUCCCCAGGGCAUGAAGAGGAUGUCCUCUUUGGGCUCUGGGGAGGGUCUCCUCGGGAACCACGAGGAAUGUCUCCUUGUGAGCCAUUUCACUUAAUGCACACAGGGGCCCAGAAUGUAACCCCCACAUAAGUGGGGAGUCACCUGUAUUCAGGCAGAUUUGAAUUCAGUUGUCAAUUCUGUUUACUUCAUGUCCCUACAGUUUGGGACCAAAAUAAGGCCUGUGCACCAGAUCUGCCACACAUUGUUCCUUCCAGCACAUUCCAGGAACCUCUACUAUAUGAAAGGUUUUUGAGUUGCUGUGGUAUCUAGGCUUUGAGCCGCAUUCAGUGCUGGGGAGAGUGCCGUGUCACAGAAUCUUGGUUUUCAAGCUAGGCUAUCAUACUGUCUUCCUCUCGUGUUUCCAGCUAAACAUUUUGUGCUACAACUUGAUGCCAUAUUGAGCAGUUCUAAGUAAUAUCUAUCUCUCUUUAGAGCUGAAACCAGAGUUGGCUUUUGCCAUUAGUUUGUUGCUUCAGAAUAAGCAUUGAUAAUUUUAGAAUAUUUAGAAUUCGGAGGUAAUCUACUCUAACCACUUUCUUAGUGGAGUAUCUGCAAUGCAGGAUGCAACAGCAGCACCCCAGAGAAAUGGUUGUCCAGCCCCUGCUUUAAAUCCCUCCAGCAAAGAACCUCUUCAUUGUUUUAUAGCUCUUAAGUUCCUCCUAAUGUUUAGCCAAAAUCUGCUGCUCAUUAAUUUCCGUCCUGUCCUUUGGAACAACAGAGAACAAGUCUGUUCCAUCUUAGCCCUUCAAAUUAUUCAUCUACAUGGAUGGCUCCUAAUACGGGUUCUUUGAAUAAUGUCCGUCUGAAUGUUUUUAUCCAUUGCACUUUCCCCCUGCUUUGCAGAACCAGCAAGGAACUGUACUGGCUUCACAAGAGAGAAGUGGAAACCCAGCUCCACGGAGACAACAGGCCUAUGUCGCUCCCCUGCCCACAACGAUCGCUCAGGCUCCCUACACCUUCCAGCAUAGUAGCCCAGUGCAUCCCCACUUGGCAGCAGCAACGGCGAGCCAGCCUCACAUGUACACCUACGCACCUACUACUGCUGCCACUCUGGGCUCCACCAACUCCAUUGCGCAUCUCUUUUCCCCUCAGGGCUCUUCCCGGCACACCACAUACACGACCCACCCGAGCACUCUUGUGCACCAGGUCCCGGUCAGUGUGGGGCCCAGCUUGCUAACCUCUGCCAAUGUAGCACCUGCUCAGUAUCAGCAUCAGUUUGCCACCCAAUCCUAUAUUGGUGCUUCCAGAGGAUCUGCUAUUUACACUGGAUACCCACUGAGUCCUACCAAGAUUAAUCAGUACUCUUACUUGUAGCUCUUGGGCAGGGAUUAAUGGUAAUUGUUUUCAACUUGAUCGUAGAAGUGAUGAGAUCUGCAGUGGGUUUUGCAAUAUUCUAACAGCUCCACAACAGGAACAUCUGCAGAGUCGGAGGAGAAUAAUGGGACCACCUUCCUCUUGUUGACAAUUCUCUGUAUGCUGUCUAGAGUCUGGUUGUCACUUGGUGGAGCCCUGCUGUUUGGGGGAAAGCUCAGGUAAACACCGGGCAGAACCUUUUGAGUCAUAUUCACAUUCAGAUUUUACAGUUAAACUUUCAUGGAUGCUUUAAAAAAACAACAUCAAAGGCCUGAACCCCUGUUUAUUUAAAACUAUUGUUAUCUUAAUCAAAUGGGGAAAGGAAACCAAGGACUUUGUGAAAAGGCUGGAUUUUUUUAACUCUUAAACUUACCUUAGUACUUGUUUAAAUUAUUUUAGCAGCUUGCACAAAUCCAUAUUGCCACUAAAAAUGCACAUUUAACUCUAGGUUGCUAGGGCAGAUUUAUAAACUUGAGUUAGUAUUUUAAAGUUAAUUUUGUAAUUCACAUUCUUGAUAGGCAAUAGCUGAAUUCUGCAAAAGCAGUUACCUUCUCAUUUCUCUGUGUGUAUAUUUUAUAUAUGUAUAUAUAUAUAUCUAUAUAUUUCGCUCCCCAGUUUCUUGGUUUUAAUUGUCUUUUGUUUAAAGCUAGUGUAGCAAUUUUUAUUAUCAGUCUCCAUUUACACCAUAAAUCUUUUCCCUCUUGUUUUAAAAUUUUAAUGUAUGAAUCGCUAAAAUAAAGUUGAAUUUUGAAAAACAACAACCACAGAAAGUAUGAAUUUACUUUCUGUUGUAUGUGUGAUCACAGCCUAGAAUAUGGUUUUUGACUGUUUUGCCAGAAAGCUCUUGUUCUGUGUUGAAAGUGCAUAGGUUUGCGUUAUGACUUGAGGGCAGGAGCCACUGGGAACUUCUUCUGAUUGGGACUUGCCGAAUUGAAUAGGAGAUAACGCAUCACCUGUUCAUUUCCAUAGACUUCAUCAGGAGCUCAGACAAUUACACCCUUUCAGUUUGAUUUUUUAAAAUAACAUUUGGAGCUGGAUUCCUUUCCCAGAAAUGCAAGGGUCUCUUUCCCUUCAUAUCUUUCACUUCCUGAUCUAGUUAUCUGAGGAAUCCGAAUUUCACCAAAACAUCAACCUACUGAUAUGUACAACUUUUUAUACUCCUGCAAGCAUAUCCCUCUGGGAUCUUCUUGGCAGAAAACUUUAAAGCGCUCUUAUUAAGACUUGUAUACAGUAAGUGCAUGUAGGAAUUGCAAAAACAUGACACAUAAAUUGCAGAUUUUAAAGGUUUAUUACUGAAUUUAAAACUAUUUUAGAAGUUUUGUAAUGGUGGUGUUUUA